ACCCCCUCCCUCCGUGACGUCACCGCCGGAAGCCCCCGCCGCCCCGCCGAUGACGUCACCGAUGACGUCGCCGAUGACGUCACAGCGCAAGCCCAAAGGCGCCCCCUACGUGUGCGGCCUCUGCGCCAAGGAGUUCAAGAACGGCUACAACCUGCGGCGCCACCAGGCCACGCACGGCUCCGCCCCCAAGCGCCCCUCCCGCCCCUCCCCCACCCUGCUGCCCCUCCCCCACCUGCUGGAGCCCUCCGGCGCGGGGGAGGGGGAGGGGGAGGCGGGGGAGGGCGGGAAGCGGGCGGCGGGGGCGGGGCGGAAGAGCCACGCCUGCGAGACGUGCGGGAAGGCGUUCCGGGACGUUUACCACCUGAAGCGGCACCGGCUGUCGCACACGGACGAGCGGCCGUUCCAGUGCCCCGUGUGCCAGCAGCGCUUCAAGCGCAAGGACAGGAUGGCGUCGCACGUGCGCUCCCACCAGGGCCACGUGCACAAGCCCUACGCCUGCGGCCACUGCGGCAAGAGCUUCUCCAGGCCGGAUCACCUCAACAGCCACGUCCGGCAGGUUCACUCCACCGAGCGGCCCUUCAAGUGCCAGGCGUGCGAGGCCGCGUUCGCCACGCGGGAGCGGCUCCGCGCUCACUCCGCCCGCCACCAGCAGAAACCGCCCGGCCCCGCCCCCCUGGCAGGCCCCGCCCCCCUGGCAGGCCCCGCCCCCCUCGGCGCCCAGCAGGCACCCACAGGUUCCGGCUGCCCCACCCCCACCCCGAGCCCCGCCCCCGCCCCUCCCCCACCCCUGGACGGGACCGCCGGGGGCAGCCAGGGCUGGUGA
Messenger RNA from Pseudopodoces humilis (Tibetan ground-tit), 823 nucleotides. Lineage: Eukaryota; Metazoa; Chordata; Aves; Passeriformes; Paridae. The record is from RefSeq and is a predicted model, not a curated record.